Molecule: messenger RNA, 1395 nt
Organism: Anolis sagrei ordinatus
Lineage: Eukaryota; Metazoa; Chordata; Lepidosauria; Squamata; Anolidae
Product: methanethiol oxidase-like
Molecular function (GO): protein binding; selenium binding
Source: RefSeq, a predicted model, not a curated record
GGAUACGGUUACGCUUCGCCACUGGAUGCCAUGAAAGGCCCCAGAGAAAAGCUGAUGUAUGUAGUGUGUUCUUUAAACGGAACUGAGCCCCGGCAACCUGACUAUUUGGCCACAGUGGACGUGGAUCCGGAAUCACCAUGUUACAGCCAGGUCAUCCACCAUCUGCGCAUGCCUUACCUGGGUGACGAACUCCAGCGCUCGGGCUGGAACGCCCCCGUCAGCACCUUUGGGGACACUGGCGUUGAGCGUAACUGCCUUGUCCUCCCAUGCGUGGGCUCCGGCCGUGUUUAUGUGGUGGACACGGGAUCCGAUUUGUGCGCUCCCAGCUUGUGCAAAAUCAUCGAACCCCGGGAAAUCAUCAAGAAAACUAAGUUGGGUUUCUUGAACAGCUCGCAUUGCUUAAGCAGCGGGGAGGUUAUGAUCAGCGCCAUUGGAGACACGUUCGGCAAUGGAAGAGGUGGAUUUCUCCUUCUGGAUCCGGAAACUUGGGAAGUGAAAGGGACCUGGGAGUGUCCAGAAGAUGCACCCGUCGGGUUGUUUGACUUUUGGUACCAACCGCGGCACAAUGUCCUGAUCAGCUCCGAAGUGGGAGAUCCCAAGUUCAUUGUCAAUGGGUUCAACACAGACAAUCUGAGAAAAAGGCGCUAUGGCUGUCACCUCAACAUCUGGGACUUUACCACCCACCGACUCCUUCAGUCAAUCGAUGUGGGUGAAGAUUCGGGCCCGCUGGAGAUCCGCUUCUUGCACAAUCCCAACUCGACCCACGGUUAUGUGGUCUGCCCUCUGGAGAGCUCCAUCCACCAUUUCUUCAAGACUGAGGACGGAUGCUGGGCGGCUGAGAAAGUGAUCCAAGUCCCGAACAAGAAAGUAUCAGGAUGGCUCUACCCCGAAAUGCCAGGGUUUCUUUUCGCUAUGCUCAUCUCCCUGGAUGACCGCUUCCUCUACUGCAGCAACUGGGUGCAUGGUGAUGUCCGCCAGUAUGAUAUCACAGACCCGCACUGUCCCAAACUUGUCGGACAGGUGUUUCUUGGGGGCUCCAUUGUGAAAGCGGGUCCUGUAACUGUCCUUGAGGAUCCAGAGCUGGACUGCCAACCUGAUCCCUUUGUGAUCCAGGGCAAGAAGGUCCAAGGAGGCCCACAAAAGCUUCAGCUGAGCUUGGACGGCCGCCGUCUCUACGUCACCAACUCUCUUUACACGCCUUGGGACAAGCAGUUUUAUCCCAAGUUGAUCAAGGAAGGCUCGGCAAUGGUCCAGGUGGACGUGGACACCAAGAAGGGCGGCCUUCGCGUAAACCCGGAAUUCCUGGUGGAUUUCGGGCAUGAACCGUGUGGUCCGGCACGGGCGAAAGACAUGCGCUACCCUGGUGGGGAUUGCACCUCCGACAUCUGGGAGUAG